Danio rerio (zebrafish) is the source of this 2405-nucleotide messenger RNA. The record is from RefSeq and is a predicted model, not a curated record. NCBI's taxonomy places the organism in Eukaryota, Metazoa, Chordata, Actinopteri, Cypriniformes, Danionidae.
UAGUCUUAACAUUAGCUUCAAUUUACUUCAAUAAGCAAAACCUUGCUGUAAAGUGGCCAUUUACAAUAAUAACAGCAGUCAGUCUUCAAGUUUAGACUGUUGAUAGAAGGCCAUUGGCCAGAGGAUCUCUCUCUCCCCCUCUCGUUCUCUCUCUCUCCUCGAUGUCGUGUGGAUGUAAAUGUAGACUCAGUGAUGACUGUGAGGCUUGAGUGAGACAGACGGGCUGCGAUGAGCUCAUGGGCUGCGGAGCGUCAUGUUUCUGGCUCAGACUGCUGCUGCUAGAUGACCAUGGAUGACAGUAGAGCGUGUACCUGCGAGUGUUUACCUGCCAGUGUUUACCUGCCAGCGUUUACCUGCGAGCGCCGAUCACCUGAAGAGUAAUGCUGAAGGGCCGCAGGUUUGUGGAGAGUUAUGAGCGGAUGGAGCGCGCGUCUUCUCCACUGCAUCACUCUGCACAGCUUCCUCAGAUCCUAAAUAAAGAGCCUCUGUCACCAACAUGAGCUGGAGCUUUCUCACUCGACUCUUGGAGGAAAUCCACAACCACUCCACAUUUGUGGGGAAGGUCUGGCUGACGGUCUUGAUCAUCUUCCGGAUCGUUCUGACCGCAGUCGGGGGCGAGUCGAUCUACUCGGAUGAGCAGACAAAGUUCACCUGCAACACAAAGCAGCCCGGCUGUGACAACGUCUGCUACGACGCCUUCGCACCGCUCUCACACGUCCGCUUCUGGGUCUUCCAGAUAAUCAUGAUUUCCACACCCUCCGUCAUGUAUCUGGGAUAUGCCAUCCAUAAGAUCGCCAAAACCUCAGAGGAGGAACGACACAAGAACCAGAUUUACCAGAAGAGGAGGCACCACAGUCGCUGGAGAAACGGACACCAUCUAGAGGACGCUUUAGAGGAGGAAGAUGAGGACGCGGAGCCAAUGAUCUACGAAGAAGAUGCACGAGAGAUCAAAGCAGAGACUGUCCGAGAUCCCCUAAAACACGAUGGCCGCCGCAGGAUCAUGCAAGAAGGUUUAAUGAGGAUGUAUGUUCUUCAACUUUUAUCCCGCGCCAUCUUCGAGGUGGGAUUCCUCACGGGUCAGUAUCUCCUCUACGGCUUCCGCGUCAACCCUUCGUACGUCUGCAACAAGAUCCCAUGCCCACACAGGGUGGACUGCUUUGUUUCAAGACCCACCGAGAAGACCAUCUUUUUGCUCAUCAUGUAUGUGGUGAGCUGUCUAUGUCUGCUGCUCAAUGUUUGCGAGAUGUUUCACUUGGGGAUCGGUGCCUUUCGAGACACUCUUCGCAAACGUCGAAACCAGAAUCAGCGACCUUCCUAUGGCUACCCUUACUCCAGGAAUAUUUCCAGUUCUCCGCCAGGAUACAACUUAGUUGUUAAAUCCGACAAACCCGGUCGCAUUCCCAACAGCAUCGUCCUGCCUGAUCAGAACAUGGAUAGAGAGAUCGCAGAACAACACUGCACAAGUCCUGAUGAGAACAUCCCCACUGACCUAGCAACCUUGCACCACCAUUUACGAGUAGCUCAGGAGCAGCUUGACAUGGCUUUUCAGACAUACAACACAAAAACCACUCAUAUUUCAAGAGCCAGCAGCCCCGUUUCUGGUGGCACAACGACAGAGCAGAACCGCAUCAACAUGGCUCAGGAGAAGCAGGGCGCUCGGCCCAAAGCAAGCACCGAGAGAGCUGGGACACUAGUAAAAAAUGGAAAAACUUCGGUGUGGAUUUAAUAGAAAACUCUUCGUACCUGACUAGUCAUUUUUCCUUAGAAAACAUAUUGCAAACUGCGUUCAGCGAGGACACAAUUGAUCAUGUUCCUUGGGUUCUGUUGAAACUUCUUCAAAUAUGAAAAAUAAAUAAACUGUAGACGGGUAGUGUCCAUUUCCGAAGCUUUCUUUGCAUCGUGUCUCAGAAUAACCCUUAACAUGCUCCAUGUUGCAUAUCUUAAAUGCUGCGUUUCUUUCUAAUUUAAAAGAGCAAAUCUGUUUCAGAAGUCAGUCUUUAUUGUAUCAUUGUCCUAAUUUAGUAUAUAAAACAAUCUCUAUGUAUUUACUCCAUUCUAUCAUUCCCUGAUACAUAUGUUCUGAUCUUUAUGUUCUCCUAGUGUUAUUAGACUGUGGCUGUGUUCCAAACCCAAACGAACUACCCGUCUAACCCUAUUCAAAAUACAUGCACACAGUAAGAUUAGGCUGGAUUAUUUAUUACAUUUCGAGUGUGAUGCAGCUUUACAUGUAUACUCUAUUGAGCAAUGCACUGUGAUGAAAAUUUCAUCAAAGACGAUGGAAGAGAGUUGCAAAAAACUCAAGCAUCGAUAAACUUUUUGUAUAUAUCAUUUAAGUAAAAAACUUUAUAGGCCUAUGUAUUAAUCAAAAUAGUCAACUUAUUAAAGUGCACUUUUACAAAAACAAA